This is a messenger RNA of Pelobates fuscus (common spadefoot toad), 473 nucleotides long. RefSeq names its product histone H2A type 2-C. Gene Ontology annotation, molecular function: protein heterodimerization activity; DNA binding; structural constituent of chromatin. Gene Ontology annotation, cellular component: nucleosome; chromatin. Gene Ontology annotation, biological process: heterochromatin formation. Lineage: Eukaryota; Metazoa; Chordata; Amphibia; Anura; Pelobatidae. The record is from RefSeq and is a predicted model, not a curated record. The transcript has a single exon. Bases 8 to 397 code for a protein of 129 amino acids.
AACCAACAUGUCAGGCCGUGGAAAGCAAGGAGGAAAGACCCGUGCAAAGGCGAAGACUCGCUCAUCCCGAGCUGGCCUUCAGUUCCCAGUCGGCAGAGUCCAUCGUCUGCUGAGGAAGGGGAAUUAUGCAGAGCGGGUGGGAGCCGGUGCCCCCGUCUAUCUGGCUGCAGUGCUGGAGUACCUGACCGCUGAGAUCCUGGAGCUGGCAGGCAAUGCCGCCAGAGAUAACAAGAAAACCCGCAUCAUUCCCCGCCAUCUCCAGCUCGCUGUCCGUAACGACGAAGAGCUCAACAAACUGCUGGGAGGAGUGACUAUCGCACAGGGAGGUGUCCUGCCCAACAUCCAGGCUGUGCUGCUGCCCAAGAAAACCGAGAGCCACAAGUCAAAGAGCAAGUAAAUCAUCAAACACAGAUUCUUCAUACCCAAAGGCUCUUUUAAGAGCCACCCACUAUUUCCUAACUGAGCUGAAUGAU